AUGUUUUUCCAGGGCCGCGUGGAAGCGAAAUCGUUACAGGGGACCGUAGGAGAAGCUGCUGUCACCCUCUCAACUUCCUUCCUAAAGUUCGACACGACGUUCGUCAACCUGAUGUGCGAGAAAACUGUUUGCAUUGAAAAUGACUCAAGCGAGCACUUGCCUUUCUGUUGGUCUUUUGGAUCGCCUAGCGACCUCAAACACGAAUCGGAGCAUCACCUUGAGUUGAUUUCCUCUGGCUGCUAUUCUAUUAAACCGGCACAUGGAAGAGUUUGGGCUAAGUCCAAGCAAAGUAUCCGCAUUGAGUUUGCUCCAAUACAAGCAACCUGCUACAAUUCUACAGCCAUCUUGAACAUUGCUGGAAGGGAAAUGGGCCUAAAGCUGCAACUUUAUGGAACGGGUACAGGGCCGCAAGUCAAAUUCACGAAAGCAGAACUAGACUUCGGCGACGUAGUCGUGUACACGGAAAAGAUGCUUGAUGUGGAAAUUGUGAAUACAGGUGACAUCGCUGCAUCAUACUCCGUGAAGCCUCUCGCCGAUGCUUUCCCUCCAGGCACAGAGGUAAAUUUCAGCCCAAGCAGUGGAUGCAUUUGCAUUAACAAGGCUGAACGAGUGCAGGCGUCGUUUAGGCCAGCAUUUGUGGGAGAGUUUGAAGCCACUGCGCUGUGGGCGAUCGAAGCGUCUCCAGAAGAUAUUGUGCUAAAACUUAAGGGCAGAGCAAUUCCUCCCCAUAUUGAAUUUGAUGUUUCGUCAAUUAACUUCGGAGUGAUUCCUUUUGGGUUCGAAGAAGUGCGCUCCGUUCGACUAACGAACACCAGCGAUGCCCCGCAAACGGUCGAAGUAAAGGUUUUGAAGCGAUUAGAUGAUACAUAUGCUGAUAUCAAGGUCAACCCUGGUGUUCUGGCCAUUCCCGCUGGUGCCUCCGAAAAGGUGGACGUCUUCCUUUGUCCGUCUAAAGCGCAGGCAUACAUAGAAGAGAUUGCCUUUGGCCUUCCGGGGCUAAUUGACAGAUAUUUCAUUUUGCCCCUUCGGGGUUCCAGCAAGACUCCCCAAGUUGCAUUGGAGCCAGAAGACACUCUUGUAUUCGACGACGUGUUCAUAAACACAAUUGCAAGGAAGGCAUUCACUAUCAGAAAUACGUCAAGACUUUCUGCCCAAUUUUCCGUCACCCUGGAGGGUGGUGAUAAUGUUGGUGCUGAGGUAUUGCCGUCAGAGGGCUUGGUAUCUCCACUUUCGGCUGUCGCCGUUUCAAUCACCCUCCGCCCGUUAGCUCCCGGUGACGUGCAUUUCACUUGCUGGGUAAACAUAGCCGGCUUGGACAAUCCCUUUCAGCUGGACGUAUCUGCUUGUGCUUCGGGUCCUAAGCUCAAAAUUGAACCGAAAGAACUGCAUUGGGGGAAGAUCAAAUGCCUUGAUGAAGUGGCGCAGCAAGUUGAGCUAACCAAUAUUUCACCGAUUCCAGCAUUGAUUCACUGUUUCGUUCGAAGCAGACAUGGAUAUUUCACGGUGCAGAACUCCGAAAUGAUUUUGGACGGAGGGGCUUCAGUGUCAGUCCACGUAAUCGCCACUUUCCUUGAAGCAGUUGCCUCCACUGGACAGUUGGUCGUCUCUGCUAUUGAUGGGCAAAGUGUCGUGGUUCAUUUGAGAGGAAAGGUGGUAAUUGAAGCCUUGAGCACGUUACCAGGCAGAGCCUCCCAAGUUAUAAUCUGCCAGGAGUCUUUCGGUCCUGGGACUACGCCAGUGCGCAUCGCUAGAACACUCGCCACUGCAGACUUUUUCACCCCUAGUCUUGUCGCCACACCUUCUUCUCUGGCCUUUAAAGGCUCACUGGAAGUAAGCUUCAAAGAACAUCCAAGAGUAGAUGUGAUGCCACUAGAAGGGGAAACAGAAUUUCCGAAUGUUGAGCUCGAAACAACCAGUUUGGACUUUGGUUUCAUUGUAAAUGAAACUACGAAGAGGAUUCCGCUUCGCAUGCGAAACGUUGGCUGCGUCCCGGUGACUUACAGCUGGUUUUUAACAGAUGCUUACUCAGUCAAAGACCUCAAAAGUACAUACUCACAUUAUUCAACCCGAUACACCAUUGGGUCCGAGGCAGAAUACCUCGCAUGCGUCAAACCUCACCGGCAACUCAGUGGCAUGUUUAUUAAUCAAAUGCCACUCAAAUGCCACGUUAUUUCAGGCGCUGAGAAUAGUGAAACCAUGAACUCAGAAGGCUCUGCCAUACCAAUUCACAAAAUCUUUGACUUUGCGCCUUUUACGGGAGUAAUUGAACCAGGAGCUUUGGAAACUGUCUAUGUACGCUUUUGGGGAGUGCCUAACAGUGAAGCGUCCGCUGUAGCCUUAUGCAGCAUCAGCCAAGGACCUGAAUACCCAGUGCGCCUAAUAGGUCGAGCAUCGUCUCCACGACUGAAGGUCAGCCAGACAGAAUUCGACUUUGGGGAGCUGCCAUACCUCAAGCCGGUCACCGCCGAAGUCAUCUUGGCCAAUGGCGGCUUCGUUGACCUCAGCUUCGCCGUCGACUUGGAAAGAGUGUCUAGGCCAUGGGCCGUGGAGGUUUCGAAAAGAAAAGGACUCAUAAGAGCACACGAGAAGUUCAAGCUAGAUAUCACUUUCAUGACUGGAUUGCCGGCGGAGGUUACUGAACAGAUUUUCGUGGAAGUCGACCACUGCGACCCGAUUGCUGUCACGCUUCGAGGGAGGGGAACAUACCGCUGUCUUCUCAUUGGUCUCCCGCGGGUAGCUGAAGAUGGCAGUUGGGAAGAGUCAGACCAAGGAGUUGUGGGCUCGUCCACUGAGAGUGGAACUGCUUCAGCUGUUUGGCAGCAAGCAGCGGAGGUGGAUCGGCAAAAACUUUGCAGCAUUAUGCUGGAACAGUACAAUGUAUCAGCAUGCUUUGCCAACUGGCGACUCCCUGGAGAGGAAACAGCAUUUAUUGCAACCCCUGGCAAAUACGUUCUUGAUUUUGGGAGUGUUGUUGUGGGCCAGUCACGAACGAAAAUAGUGCAACUGCGCAAUGCGUCUUCCCAGAUCUUUGGAGUAAAGAUAAAUAAGAAGGUCGAACCUGAUGUGAUUAACCGUCUGCACCCGAACGAACAAACGACAAUCACAGUAACAGCCAAGCAAGAGAAGGAGGGAGAUGCAAAUGUUCUCGUUACAGCCUUUGUUUCUGGCAGUCUGAGCUACCAGAUCACUCUCAGAGGGAAAUUUGUUGUUCCUGACCUCCACUUCUACACAGACACACUAGAAUUUGGCAGCAUCAAAAGGGGGCUAUGUAAAACUCUGACCCUACGGCUGCGCAAUGAGAAGAGCGUCCCUGCUCAGUGGCGUUACAGAGGUCUUGUUGACAAAGGUGACAAAGCGCAACGCGAUGCUCUCAGGUGUUUUAUUAUAGAACCUCGGCAGUCGGUUGUUGAACCAGGAGAAUGGAUUGACUUAAAAAUUCAGUUUUUCCCAGAAAAAGCGGAAAGGGAAAUAUGCGCCCGACUGAUAUUUUGUAUUGAGGACAACCCCAAGUGGAAAUGCAUAAUGGCAACGGGGGCACCUAAGCUUCCUCGGUUGGAAUUUGUCCCCUCGUACGUGGACAUGGGUUACAGCCUUCCCUCACAUGUUUUGCGGCAAGAUGUAAUAGUCCGCAAUAAUUCUGAUGAACCUUGUGAAAUAUAUUCCCUUGAAUUCGACGACCAGUACAAACAAACGAAUGCUCUGCUUCGCGAUUACGACGGCUUCGAUGAGUCAGGCAUGGCACUGCUGCCUGUCAGAUCCCCGGGAAAAGCUUGUUGGUCUAGAGUACGCAAGGCUGCUCUGCGAAAAACAGUUGUUGACGUCUCCCUUGCUACAGAGUGUGAAAUUCGGCGACAGCUAACUCUUGAUGAAUGUGUUGAAUGGGCAGUAGCAGCCUCCGGGAAGAAAAAGAAGCUCGAAUCUGCUGGGGUUGAGAAUGCCCGACUUGUUGAAGAGUUGAUUAGGUCCGUGGAAGCUCUGGAAGGAGAUGGAGAAGCUACUGGUGGCAAAAAGA
Molecule: messenger RNA, 4012 nt
Organism: Eimeria maxima
Lineage: Eukaryota; Apicomplexa; Conoidasida; Eucoccidiorida; Eimeriidae
Exons: 17
Biological process (GO): axonemal central apparatus assembly; cilium movement
Cellular component (GO): axoneme
Source: RefSeq, a predicted model, not a curated record